Myripristis murdjan (pinecone soldierfish) is the source of this 2374-nucleotide messenger RNA. RefSeq names its product Meis homeobox 2b (gene meis2b). The transcript has 13 exons. Bases 413 to 1588 code for a protein of 391 amino acids. Gene Ontology annotation, molecular function: DNA binding. The record is from RefSeq and is a predicted model, not a curated record. NCBI's taxonomy places the organism in Eukaryota, Metazoa, Chordata, Actinopteri, Holocentriformes, Holocentridae. Gene Ontology annotation, biological process: regulation of DNA-templated transcription.
GGGACAUGGACACCAGGACAGACUGAGAGCCGAGGAGCGACCACAGGAGCAUCCGACUCACCGCAGUGCUGUGAAAAGGGAAAAUUGAUGCUUGGAGACCAACUAAAACCCCCGGAACUAAUCUCACAUACCUAGAUCAGCUUGUUAUCAUUAACCGUCCCGCUGGCUGACCGCAGGAAACCCUACACUGGCCGGUGCGCGUGUUGGCACACUUGUAACUGAGGACCGAUGCUGUUUCCUCGCUAUUUUUGAACGACUUUCCACUGAUUUCAGUCACUGUUGUUGAGAAAGUCUCGCUUGAUGUCACUGAACAGCGGAUUAUAAUUCCCGCUUGGAUUUUUUAAAAAGUCAUCAGCUGCACUGCUGGUCAACACCAAACUUCUCCUUGAGCGACUGGAAACUGCGCACGGGGAUGGCGCAAAGGUAUGAUGAGCUGGCCCAUUACGGAGGCGCGAUGGAUGGAGUGGGGGUCCCCACCUCCAUGUACGGAGACCCACACGCCCCUCGGCCCCUGCCCCAGGUCCACCACCUGAACCACGGACCGCCACCGCAUCCCACGCAGCACUACGGAGCCCACGCACCGCACAACAUCAUGCCCAGCAGCAUGGGCAGCGCGGUCAACGACGCACUGAAGAGAGACAAAGACCAAAUCUACGGCCACCCUUUAUUCCCUCUGCUGGCUCUGGUGUUUGAGAAGUGUGAGCUGGCGACCUGCACGCCCAGAGAGCCCGGCGUGGCUGGAGGAGACGUCUGCUCCUCUGACUCCUUCAAUGAAGACAUAGCUGUGUUUGCAAAGCAGAUCCGUGCAGAGAAACCUUUAUUUUCGUCAAAUCCAGAGCUGGAUAACUUGAUGAUUCAAGCGAUCCAAGUCCUUCGGUUUCAUCUGUUGGAAUUAGAGAAGGUGCAUGAGCUCUGCGACAACUUCUGCCACCGGUACAUCAGCUGUCUGAAAGGCAAAAUGCCCAUCGACCUGGUUAUAGACGAGCGGGACGGCUGCAAAUCUGACUUCGACGACCUCUCAGGCUCCUCCACAAACCUCGCAGAUCAUAACCCAGCGUCCUGGAGAGACAUGGAUGACGCCCACUCCACGCCAUCAGUGGGCACCCCGGGACCGUCCAGCGGGGGACACGUCUCCCAGAGUGGAGACAACACCAGUGAACUCGGAGACGGCCUUGACAACAGCCUGGCGUCACCGGGCACGGGAGACGAGGAUGACCAGGAUAAGAAGAGGCAGAAGAAACGAGGCAUCUUCCCCAAAGUGGCCACAAAUAUAAUGAGAGCGUGGCUCUUCCAGCACCUUACGCACCCCUACCCCUCAGAGGAACAGAAAAAACAACUAGCACAAGACACAGGCCUCACCAUCUUGCAAGUGAACAACUGGUUCAUUAAUGCGAGGAGGAGAAUAGUACAGCCUAUGAUUGACCAGUCCAACAGAGCAGUGAGUCAGGGUACAGCUUACAGUCCAGAUGGCCAGCCAAUGGGAGGCUUCGUCCUUGAUGGGCAACAGCACAUGGGUCUCCGACCUGGCGGACCGAUGGGUGGCAUGGGUAUGAACAUGGGCAUGGACGGGCAAUGGCACUACAUGUAAAUCCACUCCACUGAGGCAAGCCUUGAACAACAGGGUGAAGCCUCCAUGGUUGGCUCAGGGAUUCUUCCAUCUGGCUGUGGAGCCCAAACAAGAGCGUGCUGCUGCAGACACUUCACACCUGUACCCACCUGACCACGCCCACCUCACCUGCCCAGCCCUUGGCGCGGAGAGGAUCACCAUGGGAACGCCCACUUCAGCACAAGCUCCGCCCCACUUCGAUCUCAACUUCCAAACGCCCAUGUCUGACAGAGGGACUCGGUAACAGAGAAGAGCCUACAGCCGCCAGGGUGCACGGACAAGACCACGGACUUCCAACCGUACAACGGAAGCCGACUGGGAUCUCAAAUCUGCAGUUUGACACAUCUUUUCAUUUUAAAUUAUUUAUUUAUUUUUCUACAACGGCGGACCAAGGGGGGACGAACUUCCUCUUCCCUUUCUUCACCUUCUCCUCCUCCUUUUUUUUUUUUAAACUGAAAGCUUUGCCCAAACUCUGUCCACCCCCCCUCCCUCCCAAAGCUGUACAUUGGAAACAUUUCAGCAAGAAGACGCACGCUGCUCGAGUGCGUGUGCGCGCACACACAGAGACACAAAACACACGCUCUAUCCUUUAUAUUUAAGAGAGAAGAAGAAAAAAAAAACACUGUGGAAUAUCUUUAAACAUAUGAGGACUCAAUGCGAGUUUUAACUGUUGUGGUGUAUAGAUUUGUGCUCUUUAUUUGGCUGUUCUGUCCAUGUUUGCGCUUGUGAUCACUAGAUUUUAGACCGAGGUUUUACCACUCAGCUCCA